GAAAACGAAUUAAUGUAUAUUUGCUGUUGUGAGUUAAUUGAUGGGAAAAACCCUUUUUUAUGGCAGAAAUCAAUGUAGAACAACAAAAGCGCCUUUAAAUAAUACAAAAGGUAGUGAAAUUAAUCAAAAGAAUUUGCUUUAUGGAAGUAUUGAUUAUGCCAAAGCUUGGAAAUUAAAUUUAUAUUAAGAACCGAUAACAAAAGAUCAUAUUGAUAACGAAAAUGAAAAUUAUCUAAAAGCAGGUGAUAUAAUAUGGAUAGUUUUAUCUUAAAAAAAGUUUUAUUUGUCAUGUGAAAGAUUUAAUGAUCCUUUUAUUGACUUAAUGAUUUAACAAAAGUAAGAUUUGGAAAGAUAAAAAAUGAAUGAACUAUAAUAAAUAUUUUAAGUAAGCUAAGAAAAGCAAAUAGAAAAUUUAAAUAAAGAAUUAUUUGAAAAUUAUAAUACGUAAUUUUAAAGUAUAAAGAAUUCAAUUGAUAGUGAUAUGAUGCUUUUUUACGAAUUAAGUAAUAAUGGAUUAUUCAAAAUUGAACCUAUAAAUAUUUUUGAAGGAGGAGAAUUACAUUGGGGCGAAAAGUAUAGAAUUAAGCAUUUAAUUUCUGGAAAAUACUUAAAAUGUGAAAAAAAAAUUGGUAUUUUUAAUAAUAAUAAUGAAAAUCAAAUAAUAUAUGAAUUAGGAUUAACUAAUAUUUUAGAUAGUUAAACUUUAUUUAAAUUUGUUCCAAUAGAAAAUUUAUAAAACAAAUAUAUGUCAAAAAGCAACAUACAUAAAGAUGCUUAUUUUAGAUUAUAAUAUUAAGAUUAAGAAAAUAUUUUAUGGCUUGGAUUUUAAGAAGAGUUUAAUGACUAAAACUUAGAAUAAGAAUAAAAUAAUAAGCCCAUUUUUGAGAAAAAAUUAAGAGAUAUGAAUAUAUUUAGAUUUAGAAAGUCAGAAUAUUAAGAUAUUUGGGAAACUCAUUUUUUGUUAUCGGCUAUUCCUUUGUUCAUAUAGUUAUCAUUAAACAUAGUAAAUGUUACAAUGAAAGAAUUUGAAUUAAAGCAAUAAGAUUAAAAGUUUAUUUAUUUCGAAUUUAAUUUUGAUAAGGUUGUAAAUACAAUAAAGAAUUUAUAAGAAUUUAUAACAAACAAAAUUAUAUGUAAUAUAUCAAUGAAACACGAAUACAAUUAUCCUGCUUAAGACAGAUAGAAUAAAUUUAGAGAAUAAGGUUUAUUAGGAUUAUUUUGCUGGUUUUUAAUAAAAGUGUUUCCUUAAAAGGAAGAAUUUUAAAUAUUGGACUUAAAAGCAGAUGAAAGUCUUCUUUAGGAUGAAUAAGAUUAAGAAUUGUAGCAAAAUAUCAAACGAAAAGAAAAAAUAUAUAGAUAAUGUGUUUCUCACAUAAAAAAAAGAUAUAAAAUAUCUUAUGACAUUUAUAAUUUAAUUAAAUUAUCAUGCUAUAAAAAUAAUAUUAACUAAGAGUAUUUCUUUUAAUUUGCACAUAAUUUUGCACACCAUAUUGGUUAUGGAAAGUUUGUCACUGAAUCUUUCGAAUUUUGUUUUAAAGGAAAUUUUAAUAUUCUUUAAUCUUUGCACUAAUUCGAAUUUUAAAAAGACAAAGUUGAUUAAGUUGGACCUGAAUCUUCUAGUAAUAAUACGUUUGGACAUGAAGUUUCAACUGAAAGUUUCUUUAUUACUCUAAUAAAAAGAUUUAGAAGAAUGGAGCCUUAUACUAAAAAUGAUAUUUUAAGUCUUUUGGCUAGUUUUUGCAUUUUAGAAGAUAGUACUAUAUACAUUAACUAAGAGAAAAUAUUUUAAAGUUUUGUAGACAAUAGGACUAUUAUUUUUACUUAAUUGUUAAAAAUUAGAGAAGAAAAUGAUGAAAUUUUUAAAAUUUAAAUGAGAAAAAAAAAUCCAAAAACAGAAGAAUAUGAAAUAGUUUCUCGGUUAUUGGAAACUUUUGAUAAAAGAAAUAUUUAAAAUUAAAAAAAAAAUAUUACUAAUAAAAUUAUUGGAGAUUAUUUUUUAAGUUAAAUUGAUCUUUAUUGUAACAUGUGUGCUAAUAGAAAUUAUACUUGUGGAAAAGCCUUUGCUAAUAUAUUUUCAGCUAAAACGCUUUAGAAAUAUAUAAACUCUUCUUAAAUAAGUUUGGAUUUAAGAGCAAGAUUUUGUAGGCUUUAAAGAAAUAUCUAUAUAGAUAAAGAACCUAGAUUAAAAAUCUAAAAACCUAAUUUAGUAAGAAUUUUUAAGCCUUAGAAUGAUAAUAAUGAUUAAAAAAAAAUACUCAAUAUUUUGUUUGAUCCUAUUCUUAUAAAAAUGUCUAAAAAUCCUGAUUGUCGUGUAGGAAAAGAAAAAGAAGAAUAUAUUUAAAUGAAUAAGAAAAUAUUUGAGAAAUAUAAUGAUAAAAAUAGAGAAGAUGAUAUUUAUAUCAAAUUCAUUUAAAAUAAUGAUGCUGAAGAUAAAGAAUUUCUGGAUGAUAUAAAAAUUUUUAUUAAAAAAUAAUUAAAAUAAUGCUUUUAAGAAAUAAUGAAAUUCGAAAGCAUGAAAUUAGUUAAAUAAUUUGUAGAAUGUGAUUAUUCCUCAAAUCAAGAUAUCUAUAAUAAGAUAUUUAAUAAUUUUACUUAUGAAAUUAUUUAAAGUUUUCAUAUAAUGCUUAAGUUUGGUCUUUUCACUGAUUAUUCUGGAAAUAACUCUAGAAAUAUAUUUAAUGAUAUUGUUACUUAUCUUUCAUUUAUUUUAGAAUUCGAUAUAGAUUAUGCAUCUGAAUUAAUAAAAAAUGGAAGCAGAGGAAAAGAAUAAUAGAAAAUUCCCCCUUUGAAAAGAAGUAAAUAUUAAUUAAUUUUUAUAAUAAUAUUAUUUGUUUAAAAUUAAUAAUUAUAAGGUUAUAUUGCAAAUAAUGAGAAGUAAACAAAAGAAUAAUUAAAUAACAAUACCGAUUUAAUAAAUACUUUAAAAGUUUUUAGUGCAGUAGGUGGUUAAGGCUUAAAUGUUUUAAAAGGACUAACAAAUUUGGUUGUGAAAGAAGAUGAAGAAGAAGAUUAAACUGAAGAUAUAAUUAAAAAAAUAGAUAUUGAUUCUUAAAAUGAAAAAUCUACAUCUUUUCUUAAAACUUAUUAAAGCUUAUUAAAACUUUUAUAAAAAUAUACUAAUAAAACUUAUAAGAAAAAAGAAAUAAAAAUUAGUAAAGAUCUUGAAGCCUUAAUAAAAAUUGAAAUUUGUAAAAUUUAUGAAUAUUUAAUGGAUUGGCGUGAAGAUUUUUUCAUUAAUAAUAUAAUGAAAUAUUUUACUGAAAAAUUCUAUAAUAAAUAUUAAAUAUUGCUUGAAAAACCUCAGAAAAAUCAAGAAUUGGAAUAUUAAAAAUUAGAAAAAGAGCUAAAUUAAGAAUUGUAAGAAUCCCUUCCAGAAAAUAUGUUUUCAGUAGGUGAACCAAUAUUUAAGAAUUAAGCUUUUAGAAAAUUCAAGUAAUUUGGAUACGAAAAAAAUAAUACAAAAGAUGAACCCGAAGUAAAUAAUAUAGAUGACAUAAUAAAAAGACCUUUUGUAGAAAGUUUAAUAAUAGGAUUUUAUUUUGCAAUAGAUUCUGAUUUGUAAAAUAGUUUGAUGAACCUUAUUUACAGGUGUUAUAACCAAAAAUCUAAGUUUUUAAAAAAUUUAAAUAAAAUAAAUUUAGUCAAAAGCGGGUAAAGUGAUAGCGCUUACCAAAAAAUGAGCAAAUUAAUAAGCAAAUUAAAAGCUUUAAUUAGUUAUUCAUAAAGUUGGUUAUAAAUAAUUGAAUAAAAUAAUUAUAAUGAAAAAGCAGAAGAAAAUUUAGAUAUUACCUUAUAAAAGUUAAGUAAAUUACAUGAAAUAUUUGUUGAUUCUGAGGAUAAUUAAGAACAAUUCGAAGUUAGCUAAAAAAUAUUCAAACAUUUAGAAGGACAUAUUGUACUUUUUUAGUUUAUUGAAUAAGGAGUUUCCAUUUUAGAAUUAAAUGCCAAUUAUUUUUAAGAAUAUCAUACCGACUGUUAAUAUUCUUAUAAAAAAGAUUUUACAAAUAAAGUUAUUGAAGUUUUCAAAAAAUGUCAUUUUAUCUUAAUUUAAUUCUGCAAAAAAAAUAGAAAAAUACAAAAAAAUAUUUUUAAAAGUUAUGAAAAACUACUUUUAAACUAAAGCUAUAUUAAUAUAGGUUAAAUUGAUCUAAUUAAGGAGAUUUUUAAAGAAAAUAUUGAACUUUCUUACUAAGCAGAUGCUUAUUUUAAAUACAUUAAGAAAAUUAUUAAAAUACAUGGAAAAUAUCCUCAAUUACUAGAUUUAUUUCAAAUUUAGAUUUAAAAUUCUAUGAAAAGUGACAAUAAUGAAAUACAAAAAUAUGUUAUUGAUAACAUGUUUGAUCCUAAAUUUAUAUAAUACAUUAACGUAAAUAAAAUAAAAUUAUUAAAAGUUUUAAAAUUUAUAAAUAAAUAUAGCCAUUUUACGCAGAUAAUAGACGUGAUGAUGAUGAAUAAAUAUUACUUGUUUAAAAUGAUUCGAAAUAAUAUGAUUAAUUACAUAUCACAUCUAAAACCCCAGGAAAUUAAAGUCCUGAUAAGGCCGUAAAUCUUAAAUCUUUAAUAAAAGAAGGAAACAUAUAAAUAAAUGAUUUUAAUUAAGAUGAAAAAAUUGAAAAAGUUAAGUUUAAUAUAUAAAAAACAAUAAAAUUUUAUUAAAGAAAUUUAAACGAUGAAUAAACUUAAAAUGAAGAAUAUACAAUAAAAUAUAUUUAAAUUAUAGCUGAUGCUUUAAAAUUCUAAUAAUUAGGAAUUACAUUUAUAUAUAAAGCUUAUUAAAAUAUAAGAAUUAAAAUAUUAAUAUAAAAGUAAACUAAAAACUAAGAAAUAUAGCUUUGUUAUCAAAGAAUUUAUAAAUAAAAUUUAAUCCAACAUUAUCUGCAUUAAAAGUUAAAUAAUUAAUUUAUUUAUAAAAUAAUUAAAUUAAAAAUAUAUCUAUAUUUUAUUAAAGGAUUUGGUAUAAAAAUAAUAAUAAGCAAAUAAUUUUAUAUUAAAUAAUGAUGAUGAAUAUGAAGAUAAGUUGCCUGAAUAAUAAAAUUUUAAUAAUUAAUUUUCAAUAUCAAACGUAGUAAAAAAAAGUCAAGAUAGUAAUAGUAAGUAAAAAAAAAUGAUUAAUAAAUUUAAAAUAUACCUUAUGAUAAAUUAUCUAAAAUAGAAUAAAUAAAAAGAGAUUCUAUUCAUUUAAAAUUAUGGACAUUAUUAAAAAGGAAGCUUAAACAAUCACCGUAAAAAAAUAUUAAAAAAAACAAAAUAAAAUAAAAAAAGUGAAUUAAACGAAAUGAUAAAAGAAGAAAGAAGAAGAUUUUGUAAUUGUAUAACUGAGUUUGAAAAAUUUGUUGAAAAACCAAAAGAAGCAGCUGAAGAUUUAUUAAUUUGUAAAGAAGAUAUAAUAAAAAAGUUAUUAAUGUUCAUUUAAUAUUGGAGAUAAUUAGGAGCUUCAAAAGGGAGUGUUAUUUUUACAUUAAAGUCUUUAAGGCAUAUAGUUGUAAAGAAAGGACCUUAAGAAUUAGCUGAUUAAGAUAAAAGCAAAGAAUAAGAAUAAAAAAAAUUCAGAUAAAAUGUUAUGAAUGGAUUGAAUACUACUAGAAUAUGCAUUACACUUAUAAUGAAUGAAAGUUCUUAAGAUAAAAUUUAUUUGUAUUAUAUAUUCAGGCUUUUAAUUUCAUUAUUAGAUGAUGGUAACUAAAAUGUAUAAGAAACGGUAUAUAAUUUCUUUAUUCAUAAUUCUGAAAGUGAAAAAUUUUUCAAAUAAUUAUAUUAUAUUAUGAAUGAUGAAAUUAAUUAUAUAGCAAAAUACAAAGGAGAAAAAACAUCAAUAGGAUCAGGAAAAGGUUCAGGUAAAAAACCUUUAAUUGAAAAUGUUUUAAGAUUACUUUAAUUAUUCUGUGAAGGACAUAAUUAAAAAUUAUAAGAUUAUUUACGUUUUUAAAAAUCUUCAAAAAUAAAUUACGAUUUAAUAUCUUAAAUAGUGAAAUUGUUAGUCUCUAUUAAAAUCUCAAAUGAAACUUAUGGAGCAGUUAAAUAAUGUUUUGAUACUCUAACUGAAGUAGUCUAAGGUCCUUGCAAAGAAAAUUAAUUGACUAUUAUAUAAUCUAAGUUUUUAGAUUAUGCCUUGGAUUUAUUAAAAGAAGAAAAUGUUUAUGCAUAAGGAGUUGAUAAUAUAGUAGAGGAAAUUUAAGAUGAAGAAGAAGUUGAAUAAAUUAAAAACUCUUAACUUUAACAAAAGGGUAGAUAAAGUGGCUAAUUUGUCUAAAAAAAAUCUGAUUAGGAACCUCUUUUAAAUGGUUAAUAGAAAAUAGCAAAAGAAUAAUAAGAAGUUUAUGAUUUUGUUAAAGAGUUUACAACUGAACAAAAAAAAGAAUAAUAAAACUUUAUUAUGGGAGGUAUUAUUGGAGACCUUACUAACUUAACUUCUUCUUUAAUUAAUGCUGGACUUGGAGCGGUUGUUGCUGUGGGAUAGAAAGCUUUAGAAUUAGGUUAAGAUAGUGAAGACGAUUAAUAUAAAGUAUUAAAUUAAUUAAAAUAAAGACAAGAAAUUUAAAUGUUAAGAAGAGAAACCUUUAAGUUUUUUUGUGAUAAUACUAUACAUAUAGAAAUGCUUAGAGGCGAUUAAUUAACUAUUUUAUAUUUUCCUAAAUUACCUUAUUGUCAUUUACCAAAAGAAAAUAAAGAACUUUUUCAUGAAAAUGUAGAUUAUAACAGUGACAAAGGUAAAUUAAGAACUUUAAUUGAAGAAUCUGAAUAUUUUAUAAAAGUAAUGGAACAUGAAGAGAAAUGUAAAAAACUAUUUAAGAAAUCAUUUAUAACUGGUUUAAUAGCUGAAAACAAAGGUUUAUGGGAAAACUUGGCAUUUACAUGCAAUUGUAUAAUAAAUAUAUUAAUAUUGGCAUCAUAUGGCGUAUUAAAAGGAGAAAGAGAACUAUUAAUAAUAAAAGCAACAACCCCAAACGGAAUAGACAUUGAUUAUUACAAAUCUUUGCUAUAAACUAGUAGAAUAUAAGAUCCUCGGCUUUUUCAAGUUGAUAGAUUUGAUUGGACUCUAAAUUUAAUAUAAGCAUUUGGAUUAACAAAUUUAGUAUUUAGUUCUUUAGUUAUAGUAUUAUUUUUUGUAAAAAAGGCUCCUCUUUUAUUAGAAGAUAUGUGGCGGAAUUGGUAUUCAAAAAAUUAAGGAUUAACUUAAAAAUUAAUAUAUAUAAUACCUUUAUUAUUGUAAUCUCUGAAAACUUGCCUUACUGAUUUCGACUUUGUAUAUUAUACUUGCUAUAUUUCUUUUUGUAUAAUAGGUUUAGCCGUUCAUCCUUUUUUUUUUGGAUUUUUAAUUGUUGAUUUUAUGAGAAUCAAGCUGCUUAAAAAUGUUGUAAAAGCUGUUUAUAUUCCUAGAGUUGAUCUUGCACUUACAUUUAUGGUUUUUGUACUUAUUCAAUAUUACUUCACGAUUAUUUCCUAUAUUCUAUUGUAUGAUUAAUAUUUGGACCAUGGAGGGUCUUGUACAAUUUUAUGGAAAUGUUUCUUGUAUACAUUUAAUUGGACUUUUAAAGAAACUGGGUCUAUUGGAGGUUUACUUAUUGAUCCAGAUAUUAAAAAUAAAGUUUUAUAGCCAAUUAUUUCAGUUGAUGACAAUGGAAAUAUUUAAGUUGAGGAAAUUGUGAAUAAAUAAUUUUUAGGAAGAUUUUUUUAUGAUAAUUUGUUUAUUUUUAUACUUGUUAUUCUACUUAUUAAUAUGGUUGCAGGUAUUAUUAUUGAUAACUUCUCUGCUUUAAAAGAUGAAACUUAAAGCAAAGAAAGUUCGUUGGAAAGAAAAUGUUUUGUUUGUGGAAUUGAUCGGGAAUUAAUAGAAAAAUCUUAUGAUGAUGUCUAAGAUGGAUUUUUAUAACAUUUGAAGAGAGAUCAUUAUAUGUGGAAUUAUGUAUAUUUUAAAGCUUAUUUAAACAUGAAAGAUUCCAAAGAGCUAACAGGAAAUGAAAGUUACGUCAAAGAAUAGUUAAAGACUUUAGAUGUUUCUUGGUUCCCAGUAAAAAGGUCAUUAAAUAUUAUUGAUGAAGAUAUGAAAAAUGAAUUAGCGAGAAAAGAAUAAAUUGAUAAAUAUGAACACAUAUUUAUUUAUUUAAUUUAAACAAAAUAAUGGUUUCAUGAUGUUAAAGCUGAAACAUUAACAAAUUUAAAUUAUCGUGAAUAUAUUUUCUCUUCAGAAUCAAAUAUUUUUGUAGAUUUUUUUACUCCAUGGUGCAUGUAUUGUAGGCAAAUGGCGAAUGAAAUAAACUUAUUAUUUGAUCAUUACCAAAAAGAGAAUUCUAGAAAAGACGUGAGAAUUGUAAAAGUUAAUUGUGACGACGAAGUUGAAGUUUGUAGAUAUUUCAAAGUUAGUUCUUAUCCUACAAUAUUACUUUUUAAAAAAGGUUAAAGUGAAUAACCUAUUAAUUUUGAAAGUUAUAGACUAUUUUUAUAUUUGAUGUAGUUUAUAGAAGAUAAUAUUGAACCCGAAAAUAAAAAAUUUUAUAACCCAUUUUAAUAAAACUAAAAAAAUAAAUUAAUGUGA
Ichthyophthirius multifiliis is the source of this 8533-nucleotide messenger RNA. Its product is annotated as MIR domain protein. The transcript has 26 exons. NCBI's taxonomy places the organism in Eukaryota, Ciliophora, Oligohymenophorea, Hymenostomatida. The record is from RefSeq and is a predicted model, not a curated record. Gene Ontology annotation, biological process: calcium ion transport.